AUGGCGCUUUCGCACCAAGAGCUCCUUCGACUCCACCAGAAGGCUACAAUGCUCCUUGAGCACAAGCUGAAGAAGAUCCCGGCGCGCGUGUGGGCGUCCGGUCGCCACCCCACCAUCAGCGACAUCUACGAGCGUCCGAACGAGCUGGUCAUCGAAGAGAUCAACCCGCAAACCCAACUCGCCUUCAUCUUCGAAAACUUCGACAAGUUCGCCGCCGCCGGCUUCCGCGCGCGCAGGCACGAGCAAGACAUGCUCGUCACCGUCGCCAUCUUCUACUGGCAGAUGGACCCCACGCACUCCUUCUCCCACCGCCACAAGGAAGUCCGCUGGAACGUCCUCCUCGCCCUCAUCAAGCUCAAUGCCCCCGACUCCGACACGCUCGGCGACGAGCUCACCCACUACCUCAACUCGUUCAUCGACGCGUGGAUGGACGCUUGCUUCCGCGUCGAGUGGGGUACUGCCGAGGACCGCGCACACGAAACGCGCGACUACUUCAUCGCGAGGUGCUUCCGCGGCGGCAGCAAGCUCGAUCUCGUGACGUGGACGUCCAGUCCGCGUAAGGCCAUGGCCACGGCGGUCAAGAAGCUGGAAGCCCUCGUCCCGCCGAUGCCCUUCGAGCCCAAGGAGUUCUGGACCAAGGCCCGCGAGCAGCCCGUCGAUGAGUGGAAGCGCAAUGGCCGCGCGUGGGCCAUGCAGUAUGUCAUCCACACCGAGGGCCUGUACGCGCAUUUCGAUCAGCAGGAGAGGCAUCUGGAGGCGCAGAUCUUGCUCGAGGGUGGAGAUCUGACCAAGAGCUUCGGCAACAUGGGGGUGGAGGGCGCGCCUCCUCAGUAUCUCUGCGAGGCGCUGUUCGAGCAGCCGCUCGUCAAGGCCUUGCUUGUCGAUGUCGACGAGGAUGUUCGUGCUGCGCCGGCGGCUACCUACCCGCCUUGGAUGUCUCCAGCUCAGGCCAUCGAGCUGAUUGAAGGUGUUGCGCAGGGCGUGGACGACAUCACGGAAGGCCUCAAGGGCAUGUCGUAUCUGGAGGAUAAGAUGGAGAUGUAG
Dothidotthia symphoricarpi CBS 119687 is the source of this 1044-nucleotide messenger RNA. RefSeq lists its product as uncharacterized. The transcript has a single exon. NCBI's taxonomy places the organism in Eukaryota, Fungi, Ascomycota, Dothideomycetes, Pleosporales, Dothidotthiaceae. Bases 1 to 1044 code for a protein of 347 amino acids. The record is from RefSeq and is a predicted model, not a curated record.